Molecule: messenger RNA, 4989 nt
Organism: Colius striatus (speckled mousebird)
Lineage: Eukaryota; Metazoa; Chordata; Aves; Coliiformes; Coliidae
Gene: PFKFB2
Product: 6-phosphofructo-2-kinase/fructose-2,6-biphosphatase 2
Exons: 16
Coding region: 256-1722 (488 amino acids)
Biological process (GO): fructose metabolic process; fructose 2,6-bisphosphate metabolic process
Cellular component (GO): cytosol
Molecular function (GO): 6-phosphofructo-2-kinase activity; fructose-2,6-bisphosphate 2-phosphatase activity; ATP binding
Source: RefSeq, a predicted model, not a curated record
UGCCCGCGGGGCCGUGCGCGCCCGGGAGCGCCGGGGCUUUCCCCUGCGGCGGCUGCCCGCUGCUGCUCGUCCCCGGUCGCUCGUUUUUCUGACUUCUGCACCCUCCAGUUGUUGUCGCGCUCCGUUUUUUCCCCCGGACCAGCCUCUGCCGGGCAUUUUCUGAGCUCGCUUCGGCUGUUUUCCGAAAGAACGUGACCGUUUUGUUAAAAGCAUCUUUCGUAUGCCCUUGACCGCACAACCGCGUGGGCUUCCUACAUGACCAACUCCCCGACGCUGAUCGUGAUGAUCGGGCUCCCCGCGCGUGGCAAGACCUACGUGUCCAAGAAGCUCACCCGCUACCUCAACUGGAUCGGGGUGCCCACCAAAGUGUUCAACCUGGGGGUGUAUCGCCGGGAAGCCGUCAAGUCUUACAAGUCCUACGACUUCUUCCGUCACGAUAACAAGGAGGCCAUGGAAAUCCGCAAACGGUGUGCCUUAGUGGCUCUGGAAGACGUGAAGGCUUAUCUCCUGGAGGAGUGUGGGCAGAUAGCUGUGUUCGAUGCGACCAACACAACUCGAGAAAGACGGGACCUGAUCUUAAAUUUUGCUAAAGAAAAUGCUUUCAAGGUGUUUUUUGUGGAGUCUGUCUGUGACGAUCCAGAGGUCAUUGCUGCCAAUAUCCUGGAGGUGAAAGUUUCCAGCCCCGACUACCCAGAGAGAAACAGGGAGAACGUGAUGGACGAUUUCCUGAAGAGGAUAGAGUGCUACAAGGUCACUUACCAGCCUCUCGAUCCCGACGCCUAUGACAAAGAUCUUUCCUUCAUUAAAGUGAUCAAUGUGGGACAGCGGUUCCUAGUAAACAGAGUCCAAGAUUACAUCCAGAGUAAAAUCGUCUAUUACCUAAUGAACAUUCAUGUCCAGCCACGUACCAUCUACCUUUGCCGACAUGGUGAGAGUGAAUAUAAUCUUGUUGGCAAGAUUGGUGGGGAUUCUGGUCUGUCACCGCGCGGGAAGCAGUUCUCUCAGGCACUGAAGAAGUUCAUUGAAGAGCAGGAAAUUGUGGAUCUGAAGGUGUGGACGAGCCAGCUGAAAAGGACCAUCCAGACGGCCGAGUCCCUGGGGGUGACGUACGAGCAGUGGAAGAUUCUCAACGAGAUCGAUGCCGGAGUAUGUGAAGAAAUGACCUAUGCAGAAAUUGAAGCCAAGUAUCCAGAUGAGUUUGCUUUGAGGGAUCAAGACAAGUACCUUUAUCGCUACCCUGGAGGCGAGUCCUACCAGGACCUGGUCCAGCGCCUGGAGCCAGUAAUUAUGGAGCUGGAACGGCAAGGCAACGUCCUCGUUAUCUCCCACCAGGCAGUUAUGAGGUGCCUGUUGGCUUAUUUUCUUGACAAGAGUGCAGAUGAGCUGCCCUACCUGCGCUGCCCCCUCCACACCAUUCUCAAGCUCACUCCUGUGGCCUAUGGUUGUAAAGUGGAGACGAUUUCCCUGAACGUGGAAGCAGUGAACACACACAGGGACAGACCCUCUCUGAACUCAAGCAGCCAAACCCCUGUAAGGAUGAGAAGAAACAGCUUUACGCCGCGGGCCAGCGCGGACACGGUAAAGCGCCCACGACAUUACAGCCUUGGGAGCAAACCUCUCGACCUGCUGGGGCCUCUUCCAUCCCUGGAAGCUCGAGAUGGGGCCGACCAGCCGCAGCUGCAACCUCAAGGGGGAAAUGCUUGCCUAGGAUGGCCAGUUUAAUGAUGUAGAGCUUCGUGCUUUCCCGUCGGGUUCGGCUGGGAAGAGCCCUGCGGAUGGGACUGGAGCAUCUCCGGAGCACCGUGAGCCCCGCGACGCUUUGGCCAGUACUCUCUCCUCUGAAAUGUGCUUUUAGAGCCUGUGUCUUGUCUUUCUGAGUGCUGAGAUGUCUGUCAAUGGGAAAAUGCAUCACAGAUUUUUCAGUCGGCUUUUAAUUGCUGUGAGUGAAUGUGUCCCUGGGAUCUCUGGGGUGUCAGAGUCCCACGUCUUUGCUCCUGCUUAGAUGGCAAAACUAACCCCAGUGUGUGUGAGGACAGAAUGGUUGUAUCCAAACUCGCUGCAGCAGCUUUUCUUUGGAAGGUGUCACCAGACCAAAUCCCCAGUGUGUGUUUUAACUGUUGCUGUUUCCAAUUCAAAUGCUGUUGCUGUGGUGUCUCACCUGCAGAGAGCUCCGGUGACUUUGCUUUCAUGAGUGCUGGUUUGAAUCCCUGGGUCUGAGCCUGUUCCUUUGCUUUGGGGGAACUUUGUGCACAACACAAGGCACUGGUCAGGUCAGCAGAUCCUGUGGGAAGUGUCCUGCAAGGGACAGAAGGGAAUAAAAGCUCCUGUCACUCUCUGGAAACAGCAUAGCUACCAGCACUGUUGAAUCUGAACUCAAGUCUGCUUUAGCUUUGACCUUGAUCUAAGCCUCAUCCUUUCACUCAUUUUUCCUGGCUUUUUUGGAUGCUUUUAAUCUAUAACCACAGCAAAUCAGAGCAUCCCUUUGCUCGGUGCCUGGGAACAGCAGGGCUGCGUGUCCAGGAUUUGCAAGAAGCACAUGAUUUUUACCAGUUGUCUUUUUAAUGUACCAAAUUUUAGGCCCACAACAGGUGUUUUUAAACUUGCCUAUGAAUAAGCUGUGAAUGUUACUGAUGUAUAAUGCUGCCUUUAAUAGAGUUUAAGCUGCUUUAGUGCAUAGAUGGUGAGACUCCCCUGCGGUGCAGCUGGUGGGAUGGCUCUGGUUCACUCUACAUCCCCACCCAAAUCCCAAAUUUACACUUUUCUCCCACAAGUCUUAACUUGUGUUUUGCCAAAUUCCAUUUUAUCCCACUCCUGUUCUUGUACUAAGGGCAAAAUCCUCAGGAUGGCUGACGAAAGGCACACUUGGGUAUGAAGCAGGAGGCUGUUCUGAACCUGCUGCUUCCAGCUGGCUCCUUGAUUUAUAUGAGCAGCUUCUAGGGCCCAGGUAAAUGUAUAAAUAAAUGUAUAAAUGAAUGUUGGCCAUACCCACAGUCGGGAUCUGAGUGUGAGAAACGUUGGUGUCCUGGCUGCAGAGAUCAGCAGCCCAGAAGCCUGAGGUUUACCUGGGGAUUUUGAGCUCAAACCAGGUUGUUUUAAACACUCCCAGAGCUUUAAUCUGACAAAGCUGAGAUGGAGAGGGCCAUGACAAAGGCCCAGGCUCUAAUCCUAAACCUUUAAGACUUACACAGAGCAGAAGCAUGUGUUGAUCUGGAGCAAUUGUGCCAGGGAGGGAGGAAAUUCAGCAGGAGAGAAACUGAGUUUCAUUAGUUCUGUUCCUCAGGCUGUUCCCAGCAGGGUGCAGGCUUCUGGCAGCCUUCUGCAGAAGCAGCACCGGCUGUUCCUCCCUGUAAAUGUUUCAGUGCUUAGAAAUAACCCAGACAAACCCAACAAAAAAGGAGAAAAAAUGUUGAAGGCAGAGCUUUGCAGCCUGUUGCAUGGUAAUCACUCAGUGUCGCUGUCAGUGACGCUCUGGACGCACAAACAGGCACCACUUCAGGCUGCUGCUGCUGGGGAGCCCCUUGGUCUGCAGGGGAGCAGGAGUGGAGACGUGCUGCAGCAUGUUUACGCACAAUCUGCUGUAAUAACUUGCUAAGGAGCUAAUUAUAUUUGUAUCAAGUAGUUAGUUAGAGACAAAAUAGCUGUUUUUACCUGCCAAGAUUCCUGAAUGUAGCUGCUGGUGUGUUGGCAGGUAUAACUUGUCUUGGUUACUGUGGUGAAUGAAGCAGGUCUGCAGUUCUGGGUCACUGUGGGGCUCUGAUCCCUAUCGAGUGGGUCUUUGCCUUGGCUGAGGUCUGCUGGGCUGUGGGAUGGAGCCUCUCAGCCCCCUGCAGAUGGCAGCCUUUGUGCUUCAGUGCUUUAAUUAAAGCAUAACUGUAGCGUUUUCCUCCCGCAUUUUAUCUUUCAAAAUGUGUAAAUCCACGUGUCCAGAGCAGAGCAGCAGAUUUGUGAUCGUCAUUGUUGCUGUGUGGGUGCAUCCCACCUGAGGUGCCAGGUCCCUGGGUCCUGCUGAGCCCCGAGCUCGAGUGGCAAGGCUGGAGUGAUGCCAGUGAGCCCUCACAUCUCCCUGGCCCCAAACAGGCCUGUGGGCCCUUGUGCCAGAUAUUUCCUUUAAAUCACCUGAUUUCCUUGGCACUGUGCAUGCAAACACUCCAGAAUAAACAACUGUUGCACAAUGUUCCUGAGCUGGGGAUUAGCAGAGGCUCCUCUCAGUCGUGCUGGGCAGGUGGAGGUGGUGAGAUGGAGGUGUGGAAGUGAGCUUGGUGCCUUUGUGAGCAUUGCUCCACAAGUGUGUGGGGGAGGGUUCUGUAUUUCCCUGGCUUUCUCUCUGUUUCUAGCAGCAGAGGUGGUGGAGGCUGCUGUCACCUGCAGUGAGCAGCAGCAGAGCUGUCCCUGAGCUACACUCCAGGGGCUGCCUGUCCCAUCAGUUGUGAGUCACUCGAGAGAAAAAUGGUCACUCAGGCAAAAUCUGCCCCAUCUCUGCAGCCAGCAAUGGGGACAAUUAGAAAGUGAGGGGUGAAAGCUUAAAACCAGCACAGGCAGCUUGAGGUGGUGUGCACUGGCCGUGACGUUAGAGCUUUGUAAGGCAUCUCCUUCCCAGCCCCUUGCCAGUGGGUGACAAGCAGCUUGGGGGCAAGGAGCAGCCCUGGGAGGAGAGGCAUCACUGCCAGCACUUCCAGGAACUGCCUGCCCCAGAAUAUGUCCCAAACCCUCACCCUGUGCUCCUCUGAAGGGCACUGUGUGAGCGCUGCCAGUGCCACCUCCACCUCCUCCUGCUGCUCCUCUGUCUCUGAACACUGUUUACAAACUGCAUCUCUGGAUUUAGUGUUUAGCAAGAGGGAUGUUCCAUGUCUGCUUGCAAUCUGGCUCUGUUAUUGCUUUUUAAUCAUUGAGGGGUUUAGGUUUAAAGCUUGUGAUAUGUGUGAACUUGUGCUGUCCCCUGUGUGCUCUGUGCACUUGAGCAGAAAUAUCCCAUCAGCAGCUAUUUACAAU